Molecule: messenger RNA, 3351 nt
Organism: Impatiens glandulifera
Lineage: Eukaryota; Viridiplantae; Streptophyta; Magnoliopsida; Ericales; Balsaminaceae
Product: TNF receptor-associated factor homolog 1b-like
Exons: 14
Coding region: 134-3208 (1024 amino acids)
Molecular function (GO): protein binding
Source: RefSeq, a predicted model, not a curated record
GCUUAUUCCAUCAAAUCUGCCCCCUUUUCCCCUUCUAUCGUCUCUAUAAUCCUUCAACAUAUUUUGCUGAAUUCGCCAUUUUAGAGAAGCUCCACUGGUGCAACUUAAGGCUUAGCUGUGCUGUGCUGUUUAAAUGGCUGGGAUUGUGAGUGAGGAGUCUGGAAGGGGAAGUUCUUUUGAUGAGAUUUUAGGUGUUCAGCAGCAUUGCCAAACUGGGGAAGGGUCGGCUGAAUGGCGAUCCUGUGAGUUAGACGAAGAGGCUGGCCCACUUUUUUCUCCUGCAUACUGGGAUAGUGAUGAUGAUGAUGAUGAUUUUGGGUUAAAGGCUUCAGAUUUGUAUGGGAAGUUUACAUGGAAAAUAGAGAACUUUUCACAGAUUAACAAGAGAGAUCUUCGAAGUAGAGUUUUUCAAAUUGGGGGCUAUGAAUGGUACAUCCUGAUUUACCCUCAAGGUUGUGAUGUUCGCAAUCAUUUGUCGUUGUUUCUAUGUGUAGCUAAUCAUGACAAGCUUCUUCCAGGUUGGAGUCAUUUUGCACAAUUCACAAUCACAGUAGUCAACAAAGAAACAAAGAAAUCAAAAUUUUCUGAUACACUGCAUCGAUUUUGGAAGAAAGAACAUGAUUGGGGAUGGAAAAAAUUUGUAGAGCUAUCUAAAGUAUUAGAUGCGUUCAUCAAUGAUGAUACUCUCAUUAUUAAAGCUCGAGUUCAAGUCAUCAGGGAGAGGGUAGAUAAACCUUUUCGCUGCCUUGAUCCACGGUACAGGAGGAUACUGCUUCAGCUGUAUCUGUCAAAUGUAGAUCAAAUUUUUCGCCGGUUUGUUGAGGAAAGAAGAAGCAAACUUGUAGAACUGAAAGAGGAUAAAAUGAAAUGGUCAAGCUUUUGUGCUUUUUGGAUGGAAAUUGAUGACUCUUCUAAGAGCCUCAUGUCGAGGGAGAAAUCUGAUACUAUUCUGAGGAUGAUGGUAAAACAUUUCUUUGUUGAAAAGGAAGUUUCGUCAACAUUGGUAAUGGAUUGUUUGCACAGUGGUUUGAAGUUUAUUGAGGACCAUGCAAUGAAUAAGGAAUAUGCAGAAGAUCUGAUGUACCCAGAAGAAUUACCUGUUCCACUAGUUCUUGUAGAUAAUGAUGCAUUUGUUUUAGUUGAUGAUAUAUUGGUACUUCUUGAAAGGGCUUCUAUGGAGUCUUUACCUCCCAAAGGUGAUAAUGGCCAUCUGAAUCGCACAAAGGAUGGAGAUCUUUCAGAGGAGUUGAACCAUGAUGUCUUCUAUUAUGAGGAGAUACGUCUUACGGAAAUUGGUCGUAGGACUAUUGAAAUAUUUGCAUUGUCCCAUAUAUUCAGUAAAAUUGAAGUGGCAUAUCAGGAGGCUGUUUCAUUGAAAAGGCAAGAAGAGCUCAUUCGUGAAGAAGAGGCAGCAUGUCUGGCUGAGGCAGAGCAAAGAGCAAAACGUGGUGCUGCUGAAAAAGAUAAGAAGUCAAAAAAGAAGCAGGGAAAACAAAAGCGAAACAGUCGGAAGGGAAAGGAUAAGGGAAAGGUUGAAAGGUAUGGUCUUGCUGUUGAGGAUAAGUUCCAACAAUGUAAUAUGCCGGAUGAAAUAAAAGACAUAGUCGAGGAAUCUGAACUUGGAGUGGGAGAAAUUUCCGAUGCAUCUGAUUCAUUAGAUUGUGUUUUUGAAAUUCUUCCACCUGAUUCAGAGGACAGAGAUGAUAGCCCCAUCAAUUCAGUUCAUCCUCUUGCAGAGGCUACUAACGGUGGAACAAGCAGCAGUAUUCAGUCAUUACCGAACUGGGAAAUGGAAAGGACGACAAUCCCAUCUCUAGUGGAUGAUAGCUCAGUUACUUGUUCAACUGAUCCGGCUCCCUCAAUAUUGAAUGGCCAUUUUGGAGGAGAUUUUAUAGUAAAACAGAAGAUCCAAAGGUCGCCUAACAGAAGGAACAAGCGAGGUGAAUUGACUAGAAAUGAAAUUAGUUCGGAUACACCACCUGAUCUAAAAGACUCAACGCUUCCAAACAACCCAUCUGGAAGUUGUAAUGAACCUGAACCUAAACCUGAACCUGAACCUGAACCUGAACCAGAGGCAGUUCUGCAUGGUUUGCCAGAACAAACGAGGCCCAACCAGAAAACAGACAAGGAAGAAGAAGAGAUUCCUAACGGGCAAAUAAAACCAAGAAUUGGAUACAAAGCUGGAAUCCAAAGAUUUUCCGAACCAAAAGCAGCUGAGGAGAUGAUAUCUUCAGAAAACAGAUUUCCCGAAGAUAUGCCAUUUGCUCAUCUACUGAAUCCUGGCCAAACCAUGGUUAGUAAACCGCCUUAUUAUGAAGUUCCACAUUUAGCCGGUAGAACAAUUCCAUCAACAUGUGAAAACCCUCCAUUACAAAGAGUUCCUGUUGCUAUGUCUAGACCAUUAACUGCUUCUACUGUUACUACUACACCUCCUCCUGCCCGUCUUACCCCAACGAUAAGCCCGGGUCCCACAUCGACAAGCCAAAGUUAUUUUCCUCGUUCUUACAUGAAUGCCAUAGUUGGUGGUUCUGUUCCAUCCAGUUCGUUUAUCCCUCCAAUGAACUCCGAUAGGUUUGCUAGACCUUUUGGAAUGCAGAAUAACUGUCACCAAUGGAUCGAUCCAAUCCCUGUUGAUAAUACAAACAAUUUUCACAUAGCAGAUUUACCCAAAACCGAGCAAACCGAAACUGUGGCAUGUUCGUCUGGACGGAAAACCGACAGUGUCACUGCAGAUGAAUUCCCCCAUCUCGAUAUCAUUAUUGCUCUGCUUGAGGACGAAAAUGGGUCUGGAAAACCCGAUGAUUUUCAUUACCAGCACCUGAACCGUAAUUUAAGUUUCUCUGGCCCUAUUGGGUUCCCAAACCAGGCUGGUCCAUCUAAUAUCUCUUGUAGGUUUGAGCAACCACAAAUUUAUUAUGGAGAUGGGUUAAGGAGAUAUGGUUCGUUUGGAGAACAUAUUCAUUACCCGAGAGGUAUGGAUCCGUUUGGAUAUCAAAACAUACCGGGUUAUGUGAAUGGACAUGUUGAUGGUUUAGUUGUUCCAAACUCUUGGGAGAUGGGUGUCUCGGAUAUUCCUUAUUUUAGGAUGACACAUUUGGAUGGUUCUCAUCAUCAUCAUCAUCGGGUUCUGGAUUACUCUAACCUAGCUUGCAGCGUGAAUGGGUAUGGAAAUACGAUGUUCCAUCCGUCGUCGUCGAAUGGGCAUUGACGUCGACGUAUGCUUUUGUUUGCUUAAGUUUUAUAAUCCGAAGUUUAUUUAUAGAAUCCAGUUGAAAUUUGUUUACCAGACUGCACUAAGCAUGUCUUUUUCUUAAUUUCUGCUAAUAAAGUUAGUUUAAGUUUGAAAUUUUA